Molecule: messenger RNA, 1576 nt
Organism: Syzygium oleosum
Lineage: Eukaryota; Viridiplantae; Streptophyta; Magnoliopsida; Myrtales; Myrtaceae
Product: transcription factor MYB74-like
Exons: 4
Coding region: 391-1458 (355 amino acids)
Source: RefSeq, a predicted model, not a curated record
ACUCUCUCUCUCUCUCCCCUAUGAAUUCAUGACUCAACGACCUCCAUCCCCUGCAUCUGCUCCAACUUCCAACUGACCAAGUCUGCCAGAGCCACGGUCUUUACCAUCUGCUCCCACAAACGGCCCUCACCAUCCACUCUCGACCCUUCACGAUCCCACACUCCCAAGAGGGCCAGUCAUGUGAAUUCACACACACCAUAAGCUCCAAUCUUCUUCCAACAGAUGAUAGCCAAAUUCUCUCUUAGCCAGUCUCUCUCUCUCUCCCCCAUGAUGAGAUAGAGUCUCUCUCUCUCUCUCGGAUACACGCACCCUCUCUCUCUCUCUGAACGAUCGACGGCUGCGUACGAGAAGGGCGGUGCGCCGGAGAUUGUGAGCUUGUCCUGAAGAAGAAUGGGGAGGACGCCGUGCUGCGACAAGAACGGGCUGAAGAGAGGCCCGUGGACGCCGGAGGAGGACCGGAAGCUGAUCGACUACAUCCAGGGGCACGGCUACGGUAACUGGAGGACCCUCCCCAAGAAUGCAGGGUUGCAGAGGUGCGGGAAGAGCUGCCGCUUGCGUUGGACCAACUAUCUGAGGCCCGAUAUCAAGAGGGGACGGUUCUCGUUCGAAGAGGAAGAGACCAUCAUUCAGCUCCACUGCUUGUUGGGCAACAAGUGGUCCGCCAUCGCCGCCCGCUUGCCCGGAAGGACCGACAACGAAAUCAAGAACUUCUGGAACACCCACAUACGGAAGAGGCUUCUUCGGAUGGGAAUCGAUCCGGUGACUCACAGCCCUCGCCUCGACCUUCUCGACCUCUCCUCGAUCCUAAGCUCUUCUCUCUACAGCUCAUCCCAGAUGAGCUUUUCGAGAUUAGUCGGAGUCCAGCCCUAUGUUAACCCGGAAUUCCUAACGCUUGCAACCUCGCUCCUGUCAUCUCAACAUCAACGUCACAAUUAUCUUCCGCAAGCACAGCAAGAUAUUAACCAAAGCCAAUGCCAAGCACUGCCUGAAAACUACCAAAUGCAAACUCCAGUUCAAGAAGUCCCGGCUUGCACGCCGGUGAGCACUCACUGUGUUUCAUUUUCCGACGAAGCUACCAGACUUCUGCAGUCCAAUCUAGAGCAACAAUUUCCGUCGAAUUUCGCCGGCUCGAGCUCCCAAAGUUCUCAAGUCAUUGAUUGGAAGGAUAAUGGGCUGUCCUCAAACUUUACGGAUGAUUAUGCUCUGAUCCCACAUAAUUAUGAGGACCUUUAUGUUCUUGAUCCAGCCAUAUCGAAUUCCUCGGCUAUAUCAACGCCUUCAUCGAGCCCGGCGCCAAUGAAUUCGAACUCAACGGGCAUCAAUGGUUGCGGCACUGAAGACGAAAGUUAUAGCAGCAACAUGAUGUUAACAUAUGAAGUACCGGAUAUUUUAGUAGACCGUAAUGAGUCCCAGUUAAUGGGAAGCUACCAAUUUUUCGGGUCUUGGAGUCGAUGUUGAUAACUAUAGAGCUUUCUUGUAUCAAACUUCUAGUGACUUCAAUAACAUUAUUACCAGGAAGCAAGAUCAUCUCUGCUCUUUUCAAUAAAAAGUCUUUAAUUACUAUCCGUAGGUUUCU